GUGGGCGGACGAGACUUUCCUUUCCCCUAUUUCUGAGUGUUAUGGCGGGCGGAUAAAUAUUUUCUCGUGCAUCACCUCCCUCGCGGGGAAUUGUGAGGCGGUUCUCACAGGGUGGGCGCUGGCCUCGAGAAUGGCCCCGUCCGCUGUUACGCCUUGUGGGAUACAAUCCCCCCUUUUUUUCCUUCUGGCACUUACGAAGCCAACGGCUGCUUCUCCACUUUUAAGUUCUGGAGCGACCGGGGAGGUGUUGUUGUGGCAGAGAGUCUAGCGCUCUGCUGCGCGUUGAUUGACCUUAUUAAUGUCAAGGGAGAAAGAUAAAGGGACUUGGGAGUUUAUGAGAAUCUAAUGUAAAUACACAGGCAAAGAAGGCAAAUUAAACUUGAAAAAUGGCAGGCUUCCUAGAUAAUUUCCGAUGGCCUGAGUGUGAGUGUAUUGAUUGGAGUGAAAGAAGAAAUACAGUUGCUUCUGUGGUAGCUGGGAUCUUGUUUUUUACAGGUUGGUGGAUAAUGAUAGAUGCAGCAGUAGUUUACCCUAAGCCAGAACAAAUGAACCACGCAUUCCAUACUUGUGGAGUGUUUUCCACGCUAGCUUUUUUCAUGAUAAAUGCAGUAUCAAAUGCUCAGGUGAGAGGAGACAGCUAUGGUGAUGGAUGUUUAGGAAGAACAGGUGCUCGAGUCUGGCUCUUCAUUGGCUUCAUGUUAAUGUUUGGCUCACUUAUUGCUUCUAUGUGGAUUCUUUUUGGAGCAUAUGUUGCCCGAAAUGCUAAUGUCUACCCAGGAUUAGCAGUGUUUUUUCAGAAUGCUUUGAUAUUUUUCAGCACCCUCAUCUACAAGUUUGGAAGAACAGAAGAACUAUGGGCUUAAGAGUACAUUUUUUCUUCAUCUUGCUUAGCCAGGCUUGUGUGUAAAUAUAAGUUACAUUUUUGUUUUCAAUUUUGCCAAACUCAUAGAUGUUGCAUUACACAUUUUGUAUAUUUACUUAUUUUUAGAAAGUGAAUUGAUUUAAAUAUUCUGCUCAAAGUCGGCUCUCUUUCCAUAGAACAGAUAAUGUGAAUAUGUACAUAUUAUGGCUAUCUUAAUAUAUAAAAGUGAAUGUUAAAUUUUCAUUGCACUUUUCUGCUCUUGUAUGUGGAAAAUGUUUUAAGAUUAAGGCUUUUUCAAGAUCAUAAUGCUGUUCUUAAGCACAAAUUAGCUGCAGUAGCUUCUCAUAUUACAUUAGCUGAGAAGUGAACAUUUUCAUUAGGUGAUCAGAAAGUGAAGUUAAAGAAUAUUAACUUAGAAUAGCAUCUGCAAGGUCGUUAAACACAGCCAUUUAGUAAUGCAUGACCCCUGAAAAACAAAUACCAUGGUCUUUAAAAUAUAGUGUAUUCUGGCAUCUUAUUCUGAAACUUUCCCUAGCACUUCUGAAUUACUAGGAAUGUUCUAUGCUGUGCUGCUACAAAAUCUGUACUGAACAAAGAAGGCAUGAAAUACAUACAGAAAUUAUAUUUAGUAAAAGGCUCCUUUAAAAAACUAAAAGAUCUUAAGAUUUAUUUGGUAGUGCAGCAUACCUUAAAAUGGAAUGGGUCAGUCUUUUGGACUCAAGUAUUAACGUAUUUGACAAGUUGUAGAAGAAUUCUAGCUUUGAAACAUAAUGGUUGCCUGUUCAGUUGUAUAUAUAUUUACAUACACACAUGUGCGCUGGGCAACAUUCAGAACAAAGGAGAAAUCAAGUUUAAAGAAUCACAGGAUUACCAGCUUUGUUCCUUUCCGUAUAAGGAAAAACUUUAAAUGUGAUUCACUAGAUCCCAGACAAAAGGGAGGAGAGAAAACUGAUAUUUUAGCUUCUCUGAUGAGACCAUCUUAUUUUUUUAUGAAGGUGGUUCUAACAAAUCACACCUGAACCAUGUACGUUAAUGCAUUGUGGUGUUAGCUGAAACUAUCUGUACAGUAUUUGAUGUCCCAAAAGCCAAAUUGCGCACUGAGAAUUAUGCCAAACUGCAUACUUUAAUAGUGGCUUUUAUUUUUCCUCAUGUUAAAAAAAUACUUUCCCAAGUAAGAGUCUAGGGAAAUGAUGAAGAAUCAGAUGAGCUAGAAGUACUCUGCAUUUGAUUUUUGGAGACCUUCACAAGGACCUUUUUCAUACCUUCUUAACUUACAGACUUUCGGACUUCUCUCCACCUCUAGGAAAUGUAGCCGUGUUUGUCUUCUGAAAUCAUUUUUGUGUCUUCAGAGCCUUUUGCAGGACAGACUAUGAAGCAAAAACUAAGCUAGAGUUGUCCUGUUACCUCAACAUUAAUCUAGACUAUCUUGUUGUAAUUACAUUAAAAUCCAAUAAAGAUUGGUAAUGUAUUUUGUUUUAAAAA
Messenger RNA from Rhineura floridana, 2344 nucleotides. RefSeq names its product transmembrane protein 50B (gene TMEM50B). NCBI's taxonomy places the organism in Eukaryota, Metazoa, Chordata, Lepidosauria, Squamata, Rhineuridae. The record is from RefSeq and is a predicted model, not a curated record. Gene Ontology annotation, biological process: late endosome to vacuole transport via multivesicular body sorting pathway; protein targeting to vacuole. The transcript is spliced from 7 exons. Bases 387 to 863 code for a protein of 158 amino acids.